AUGUCGUGCAUCCAAGUAGAAUCCACUGAUGGAGAAUCGUUCGUCAUUGACCAAGCAUGUUCGAUUGCACAUGAAUCUAAAUUCAUGCGCAUGAUGCUGGAGUCGAACUCUUCUGGAAAAUGUAGAGUCUGCAUUACUGCAAGCAUUAUGAAAAAGUUGAUUAGCUACUCAGCUAAUCAACUUGAGGCGUCAUUAGAUUUGAAGAUGUGCUCGGCAGACACGUUGGUUGACUUACUCAAGGCGGCUCAUUUCCUAGAUAUGAGCACCGUUGAAGAUGUGAUCGCUGAGAGCAUUGCAGACAGAAUGAAGGGACAGAAUAGGGAGACAAUCCGCCAAAUAUUUGGCAUUCAAAAUGAUUUCACCGAAGAAGAAGAAAAGCAACGUCUUCGGGAGAGUGGAUGGGCAUUCAAAUGA
Molecule: messenger RNA, 414 nt
Organism: Ziziphus jujuba (common jujube)
Lineage: Eukaryota; Viridiplantae; Streptophyta; Magnoliopsida; Rosales; Rhamnaceae
Product: SKP1-like protein 1A
Exons: 2
Coding region: 1-414 (137 amino acids)
Biological process (GO): SCF-dependent proteasomal ubiquitin-dependent protein catabolic process
Cellular component (GO): cytoplasm; nucleus
Molecular function (GO): cullin family protein binding
Source: RefSeq, a predicted model, not a curated record